This is a messenger RNA of Prunus avium (sweet cherry), 648 nucleotides long. Its product is annotated as calcium-binding protein PBP1. Gene Ontology annotation, molecular function: calcium ion binding. The record is from RefSeq and is a predicted model, not a curated record. NCBI's taxonomy places the organism in Eukaryota, Viridiplantae, Streptophyta, Magnoliopsida, Rosales, Rosaceae.
UGUCAUCCACACGGGGAGACCAUAACCUUCCUCUUUCCAAGAACCCCCUUCCAAUUUCCACCCUCCUUCCCCCUUCCUUCACAUGGUAUAAAUUCAUUCACUCUCAUUCAAUGUUUCCCUCACAAACCCAAAAACCCAAUACAUCUAAAGAAACAAGAGCUAAUUACAAUCAAUGGCAGGAGUCGGCAAGAGGGCUGUUGAUGAUUUUGAGGACCUGCUGCCAGAGAUGGCUGAUAAGCUUGGCGGGGAGGGCCUGAUCACAGAGCUGUGCAAUGGGUUCCAGCUGCUGAUGGACAAGGACAAAGGGGUCAUUACAUUGGAGAGCUUGAGGAGCAACUCUGCUCUUCUUGGUCUGCAGAAUUUGAGAGACGAUGAGCUUGUGAGCAUGAUGAGGGAAGGUGACAUGGAUGGCGAUGGAGCUCUCAACCAGAUGGAGUUUUGCGUUCUGAUGUUCAGACUCAGCCCUGAGCUGAUGGAGGAGUCUUGGAUUUGGCUUGAACACGCGAUGCAGGAGGAGCAAGAUAAUAAGAGACGUCAGUCUUGAUCGUUUGAUUUGUAUUUUACUUCCAUCCUUUAUUCAUUUUGGAACUGAAAUAGUCUGGUUGAAAAAUACCGAGAAAUAACAAACACCUUCUUUUGGUUGUAAUA